Molecule: messenger RNA, 1795 nt
Organism: Helianthus annuus (common sunflower)
Lineage: Eukaryota; Viridiplantae; Streptophyta; Magnoliopsida; Asterales; Asteraceae
Product: D-xylose-proton symporter-like 2
Exons: 13
Coding region: 79-1605 (508 amino acids)
Biological process (GO): transmembrane transport
Cellular component (GO): membrane
Molecular function (GO): fructose transmembrane transporter activity
Source: RefSeq, a predicted model, not a curated record
UUUAUUCGUUAGCCAGUCUUUCCCUUUGACUUAUUAUAUCUUGUUAGGCACCUGCUUCUACGUGCUUUAUCCAUCGCCAUGGCGUCAACUACCCCCUCCGAUCACGACGACGACCACCACACUUUUUCAUCCAUCGGCAAGGCCGGAAAGUCUUCCGGUGAAAUCGAAGGCAUGGAUGUGCGUCUUCUCAACAAUUAUCACCAACCGGAAAAGUAUUCGGUACUUGCUGCUAUUCUUCCAUUUCUUUUCCCUGCUUUUGGAGGGCUGUUAUAUGGCUAUGAUAUCGGUGCCACCUCUUCUGCUACUAUUAAUAUAAAGUCACCUACCUUUAGCGGCAUCUCAUGGUAUGACUUGUCCUCCGUGCAAGUUGGUCUCAUCACCAGUGGUUCACUCUAUGGGGCUUUGAUUGGUUCUCUGUUGGCAUUUAAUGUUGCUGACUUUCUAGGAAGAAGGAGGGAGCUGAUGGUUUCAGCUGCAUCAUAUAUUAUCGGUGCUGUGAUAACAACACUCGCACCUGGUUUUGCAAUUAUGGUGGUUGGCCGCUUUAUAUACGGUAUUGGAAUCGGGCUGGCAAUGCAUGCUGCUCCAAUGUACAUUGCUGAGACAGCUGCAAGUCAGAUACGAGGUCGGUUAAUAUCCCUCAAAGAAUUCUUCAUUGUAAUGGGAAUGGUGUUAGGUUAUGUGGUUGGCAGCCUUUUGGUUGAGUUAUAUUCUGGUUGGCGGUAUAUGUACGCAACUGCUAUUCCUUUUGCAGUAGUUAUGGGGAUCGGGAUGUGGUGGCUACCAGCUUCACCAAGAUGGAUUUUACUACGUGCAAUUCAAGGAAAAGGUGAUAUGCAGGAAUUAAGAGAACAUGCCAUUUAUUGCUUAAGGAGGCUUAGAGGUGAAACUAUUGAUAACAAUUCAGCAACUCAAGAAGUUGAAGAUAUUUUGGCUGAAUUAUCGUAUAUUAGUGAGGAAGGUGAAGCUACCCUUGGGGAGAUGUUUCAGGGUAAAUGCUUGAAAGCGUUGAUUAUUGGUGCAGGUUUAGUCUUGUUCCAGCAGAUAACUGGUCAACCCAGUGUACUCUACUACGCUGCAUCAAUUUUUCAGACAGCAGGGUUCUCUGCUGCAUCAGAUGCUACACGGGCAUCCAUUUUUCUUGGUUUGUUAAAGUUAGUCAUGACUGGUGUAGCUGUUUUGGUUGUUGACAAACUUGGGAGGAGACCUUUGCUUCUUGGGGGCGUUUCUGGCAUUGCGAUCGCUUUGUUUCUCAUGGGAUCAUUUUACUCUUACCUCAGUGGUGUGCCUGCAGUAGCUGUUGUUGCAUUGCUGGUGUAUGUUGGAUGUUAUCAGAUAUCUUUUGGUCCUAUUGGUUGGUUGAUGAUAUCUGAAAUCUUCCCCUUACGCCUACGAGGGCGUGGAUUGAGUAUAGCGGUUCUUGUGAAUUUUGGCGCCAAUGCAUUAGUUGCAUUUGCAUUUUCUCCAUUACAGACGUUACUUGGGGCGGGGCCCCUUUUCUUCAUAUUUGGAGGGAUAGCAGUGGCGUCUCUGGUUUUCAUCUUCUUCAUAGUGCCAGAAACAAAAGGGCUGACACUAGAGGAAAUUGAGGCUAAACUCCUAUAAGAAAAGGAAUGGAAAUCUUGGUUUCGUUGUGAAUUUUCUUUGGUAUAUAAAGUAUGGCAUACUCGCUAGUCGUCAUUUUAUAAGUAAGAGAGGCAACUUUUAAGUCCUGAAUUCACCAAUCUUGUUCCAGACUCAUCUUGUUUAUGACAUCUCUCCGUUUUAUUUAUUUAUUUAUUUAUUAUUGUUAUUA